AUGCAGGAGCCUGUAGCGCUGCUACGUAGCGGAGCAACGAUCAUGUUUGGAGGCAAUCGGGAGGCCUCAUGCGGGGAUCUGAUCUACCUAUACACGCUGGCGGCACCACGCCUCACGAAGAAACUCAUGACUGUUGCAUCAGAAAAGGCAGAGAGCGUACCAGGCACGGACGCUGAGGAUGCUGCCGUUUUUGUGCUGGAGGAGGACAUGUUGCCCUGUGCUGGAGGAGGACAUGUUGCCCUGUGCUGGAGGAGGACAUGUUGCCCUGUGCUGGAGGAGGACAUGUUGCCCUGUGCUGGAGGAGGACAUGUUGCCCUGUGCUGGAGGAGGACAUGUUGCCCUGUGCUGGAGGAGGACAUGUUGCCCUGUGCUGGAGGAGGACAUGUUGCCCUGUGCUGGAGGAGGACAUGUUGCCCUGUGCUGGAGGAGGACAUGUUGCCCUGUGCUGGAGGAGGACAUGUUGCCCUGUGCUGGAGGAGGACAUGUUGCCCUGUGCUGGAGGAGGACAUGUUGCCCUGUGCUGGAGGAGGACAUGUUGCCCUGUGCUGGAGGAGGACAUGUUGCCCUGUGCUGGAGGAGGACAUGUUGCCCUGUGCUGGAGGAGGACAUGUUGCCCUGUGCUGGAGGAGGACAUGUUGCCCUGUGCUGGAGGAGGACAUGUUGCCCUGUGCUGGAGGAGGACAUGUUGCCCUGUGCUGGAGGAGGACAUGUUGCCCUGUGCUGGAGGAGGACAUGUUGCCCUGUGCUGGAGGAGGACAUGUUGCCCUGUGCUGGAGGAGGACAUGUUGCCCUGUGCUGGAGGAGGACAUGUUGCCCUGUGCUGGAGGAGGACAUGUUGCCCUGUGCUGGAGGAGGACAUGUUGCCCUGUGCUGGAGGAGGACAUGUUGCCCUGUGCUGGAGGAGGACAUGUUGCCCUGUGCUGGAGGAGGACAUGUUGCCCUGUGCUGGAGGAGGACAUGUUGCCCUGUGCUGGAGGAGGACAUGUUGCCCUGUGCUGGAGGAGGACAUGUUGCCCUGUGCUGGAGGAGGACAUGUUGCCCUGUGCUGGAGGAGGACAUGUUGCCCUGUGCUGGAGGAGGACAUGUUGCCCUGUGCUGGAGGAGAGGACAUGUUGCCCUGUGCUGGAGGAGGACAUGUUGCCCUCUGCUGUGCUGCGCCAUGGCCAGCAAGAGGCUCCUCUACCACGUGCUCUCCUUCUCCGUGAGUCCCUCGCUCUCACCUACACCAACUUCAAGCAGCUCGACUACCUUUGCUCGCCGCUCAACCGCCCCUUCGCCUCCCUCACCUCCCUCACUCUCAAACUCCGCGGCUGUGUCGACAAAUCCUACCUGUAUGACGACCUGCCCGAGGACUGUGAGGACGAUGGGGACGAAAUGUUCUGGGUGCAUGCAUUUGACUGCCCGGCGCUGCAGCGGCUGAAGCUCGGCCGGGGCAAGUGGAAUCUCCAGGAGGAAGGCUGGGCUGAGGAGUACCAGUCGCUGCGCAGCUUGACUCUCAAACACGUGGACUGGAGCUAUGUGGAUGUUGAGUAUCUCGGCACGGUCACGCCACGGCUCACGGAAUUCACGCUCUAUCACAGCUGGAGUUUGGACCGCCCGUCGUCCGGCCCUGGUGGUGGGGGCGAAUUCCGUUUCGACUUGUCCAAGGCUCAAACCGUCCGGUUUUACUUCCCGCAGAGAACCCUCACGCUCUUCCUCACCCUCUCUCGCUCGCUCAAAACCUUCACUGCGAUGGCAAAGAAGCUUGUGCUCUCUUGCAAGAGCGGCACCCCUCUCGCUCUCCACCACCUCUCGCUGUACGGCCAGCAGCGGCUUGUCAUUUCCUCCCUCCACCUCGCUUCCGCACGAGUUGCCUACCUCAACGGCCCUCCCAAAGACCACCACUCACGCAAUGAACUGGACUCUCCUGAAUUGUCCCCUGAAUCUUCUCCGGAAUUCUCCUGGGCCGAAUGGCUGCGCACUAUAGCGCCAACAGUGGAGGUGCUUAUAGUGAGGCAUGGGGUGCAUGUAGAGGGGGUUGACGCGGAGUGGAGCAGCCUGCGCAGCCUUGGGAUUGUCGUGGAGAGUGAGGAGCGGUUUGAGGUGGAUUUGAAGGUUGAGAAGCGUCGGGAUGAUGAAGCAGCGGAAGCAGUUGCCAGAGACCCCUAUGGUGCAUGUGAGGAAGGCGAGAAGCGGGGUGCCGUGUGCUUGCUUUGCAGAUAA
Messenger RNA from Closterium sp. Naga37s-1, 2202 nucleotides. The record is from the annotation of a GenBank genome assembly. NCBI's taxonomy places the organism in Eukaryota, Viridiplantae, Streptophyta, Zygnematophyceae, Desmidiales, Closteriaceae.